CUCUCCCUCUCUCCAAAACCCAAAUCCCCCAAACCCCGCCUCGCCUCCCCCCUCGCCCAAGCAAAUCAAACCCAAGGACGCCGAGUCGCCGACGGCCAUGGCGCCGGCGGUGCUCGUCCCCAUCGACGAAGGCAGCGACGGGGAGGGCGGUAGCGCCACGGACGUCGCAGCCCCCUCCCCCGCUCCCAUGGACAUCGACGGCGACGACGACGGGCGCGACCGCAGAGGAGAAGGCGACGGAGGCGGCGUGGACCGCCUCAGCGACCUCUCCAACGACACCCUCGCCAAAAUUCUGGGCCAUCUCAGGGACAUCCGCAACGUCGCCACCACCGCCGUCCUCUCCAGGCGCUGGCUCGAUCUCUGGACCCAUGUCGACAUCAUCGUCUUGCAGUAUGACGAGCCCCCCGACUCCAGAAUCGUGCAGGAAGUCCUCGCCGCCCACGCGAGGAAGGGUUCCACGGCCACUCACAUCCGCCUGCUCGAGGUCACCUCCCUCAACAGCGCCACGGCGGGCGCCACGGCCUCCUGGCUCCGCGUCGCCGAGCCCCGCCUCACCGGCGAGCUCUUAUUCCGCAACGCGUCCUCGGUUCCGUUCGAACUUCUCAACGACGAGAUGGUCGUCGUGGAGCAGCUGGUCGAGGAGCUUGGGGUGGUGGUGGACGAAAUGGGCGCCGGCUUCGAGCUGCCCUGCUUCAUGAGGGUCACCAAGAUAACGCUGAGCCUGGGGUUUCUCGGCCUAUCGCUGCCACCAUCGGGUGUCUUCGCCAAGCUCAGGGAGCUGCACCUGGUGUACGUCCGGUUCAAUGGCGAGCUCACCCUGGACGAUGCCAUGCUCCCCUCCUUGGAAUGGCUAGACAUUGGCAAGUCCCGUGGCUUGGCCUCCCUGACGCUCAGGCUGGCGCCUCUGACACUGAUGGCUCUGCACGAUAUGCGGUGGUUGCGUCGGCUCAACGCCGUGUUGCCGGGGCUCAAGGAGUUGUCUGUGUCCGAAUGCUUCCUUGAGCAUCUUGAUGGCGUGAGCAUUGUGGCAGAUGAGAUGGAGCAGCUCAGGUGGCCAGGUUUCUACUGGCCUGGAUUGGUCUACUUCAGCAGGAUGCCGCGCCUGCGGACGUUAUGCGUCUCUGUCUCUGAUUUUGCUCAUGGAUCGCGCGAGGCUUUCAAUCAGGGCUCUCAGAUGCUUCUCAAUCGCUAUCCAAGCAUUCACCAUCUCGAGCUGCGCGUUGUGAUCAAAACAGGUGUUACGCCUUUGAUGGUAGGCAUAACCGGACUCCCUUACACUAAGAUCUUGACCCUACAUUUAGUUACAGAGGGCCAUUCUUAUGGAGCUAGUGUAUUGCAUAUUCUGACAAUGUGUACUCGUAUAGCCAAGCUGACCCUGAUGAUCCCAAAAUAUUUCGAGGUCGAAGAUGCUUGUGCAGAGAUUUGCAUCUGUGAUUGGCUACCAAACUGGAGAAACGAGAACAUUUUGUUGGAGUGUCUCGAAGAAGUAACGAUCCUCUACUACAGAGGGGAGGACGAUGAGCUUGACCUUCUGAAGCUCUUAGUCAGGGGAGCAACAGGCCUUAGGAGGAUAAGAAUAGCCCGCUACUGUUCGGUUGCUGAUUGGGAGAUAGAGAUGCUACGUGCUGAUCUACGUGCGUAUGCAGAAGAGGUUGGAAGAAGUCAGAUUUCCUUGGAAGUGAGGCAAUGUAACGAGUAACUGAAGAGUGAAGACCGUAGUGAGCUGAUGUGUGCGGCGCCUUCUUGCUCAGACCUGAAGUAAAAGAAGAGCUCUGUUGGCUAUUACUGAUCCUUGAUGUACCUGACAAGUUUUGAUCCUGCUAUGCUGUACUGUAACAGAUAAACUGGCUGGCUGCGACGAACCUAGCUGCCUUGCGUGGACAUUUGUCUUCAUAAGCAAAAGGGUUAUCAUCUACUACUA
Molecule: messenger RNA, 1921 nt
Organism: Oryza sativa Japonica Group (Japanese rice)
Lineage: Eukaryota; Viridiplantae; Streptophyta; Magnoliopsida; Poales; Poaceae
Molecular function (GO): protein binding
Source: RefSeq, a predicted model, not a curated record